Molecule: messenger RNA, 1663 nt
Organism: Arabidopsis lyrata subsp. lyrata
Lineage: Eukaryota; Viridiplantae; Streptophyta; Magnoliopsida; Brassicales; Brassicaceae
Product: phosphatidylinositol N-acetylglucosaminyltransferase subunit P
Exons: 3
Coding region: 361-828 (155 amino acids)
Biological process (GO): GPI anchor biosynthetic process
Molecular function (GO): phosphatidylinositol N-acetylglucosaminyltransferase activity
Source: RefSeq, a predicted model, not a curated record
CUUAAACUAAUGAGUAAGGAAAACAAAGCGUCCGGUGAGAACCGGUCGCAGCGCUAAUCGUAAAACACCAAAGUGGCGCAAGAAUUUAUGGAGGGGUUAUAGGCUGGCCGAUGUGUUGACGCUGCUUACUUUGCAGAACUCACCUCGUGCGGGCCUCCCUACACCCAUCCCCCAAUCAUCCCUAGUUCCCAAAAUUUUGUUGUAAUCUUUUUAUGGUCGAUAAUUGUAUGAUUGUUUUAAAAAGUUAGCGAAUUUUUGAAGAUUUUGAGGCAAUUAGGAGAUUUAGGGUUUCAUAAUCGGCAGGUUUAAGCCAUCUUCCUGAUUUCUGAUAGAUUCGCUUAUUUGAAUCUUCGUGUAAAAAUGGAAGAAGAAGAAGAUCAAUUAGUGAACAGUCCGAGAAGAAUCUUAAGCUUGAAUCAAGAAGCUAGUGAAGUACACGGAACAAACCCUUGUGAGGUUUAUGGAUUUGUAGGAUCCAUUUCGAUUGUUGUUGCCACUGUGGUCUUCUUGAUUUGGGCUUAUGUACCAGAUAAGUUCUUAGAGUCUUUAGGCAUUUAUUACUACUACCCGAGCAAGUACUGGGCUAUGGCGAUGCCGAUGUAUUUGAUGGUGACUCUGUUGUUAGCUUUGGUGUUUUACAUUGGUCUCAACUUCAUGUCUACUUCAACCACAACCUCUUUCAAUACUCUGUUUGAUGAGUACAGCAGAGAAGAUGUGGAUUUUCUUUCUUUGAUGAAGAAUGGGGAUGACAGGCCAAUAGAUCCAAUCUCUGACAUUGAUAUUACAAGAAUCAACGAUCUUAUGUUCGAUUCACACCUUGCCAAGUGAAGGCCUUUGUUCGAAUUUCGCUGAGGUAAGUAAGAGGAUCAAAUUAGUGUUUAGGAAAAACCGGACCAUUUGGUAUUACUAAGUUGAGGAUUUGAUGGUUGUUUUUGUGUUUAUGUCUCUAUUUGUACAUUUAGAGUGUUGUUGUGAAGUAUAGAUGGGAUUUGUGUGCUAGUGAUUCGGGCUUUAGAAUUUUGUGGAGAGAUACUGGUUUUGGUGUUUACAUGAAAAAACAUUGUUGCUACUUUUGAGUAGAAAACCAGGGAAUGCGAUUUUGAGUAUCAUUUAGGAUAAGUUACUUUAUUCUUGAUUUUGUAAGCUAUCUAGUAUUUCCAUUUUUCUAUUUCCUUUUCUUACUUCUUAGAGUGCUAUGCUUAUAUAAAUAGGAAUGAGACCUCAUUUGUGAGACUCAUCCAUAAGAAGAGAGCUUUUUGGAGGUUUUCAUCGGGCUAGGUCGAGGGAGACAACUUAGUUCCUUUGGGGUAUUUUCAGUUUCUGUUGUUAUUUUGAUUUAGGUUUAAGAAAGAGGGUUUUGGUUUUUAAUUCUUGUGUUGUGGUUCUUUGUUCUAUCAGGAUGACUUGAACUUUGCAUCGUAUAUGAACUUUGAGAGUUGUAUGUAUUGGAUCGAGCUGAGUAUUUCGGGUAAUAUUUCCACACUGACUUGUGUCUGUUGGUUUCAGUUCACAGGGCAUACCAACAACCUCGAUAAAGCGAAUCGAUUCAAGUGAAUGUUUCUACUUCAUAGGGUUUUGGGUUUUUGGUGUGGCUUGUUUUGUUUUUUACAAACUAUUCUUAGUAGAUUUGCUAAUUUGGUUAACAAAUGUUGUCAUUGGCUAA